Messenger RNA from Trichobilharzia regenti, 629 nucleotides. The record is from the annotation of a GenBank genome assembly. Lineage: Eukaryota; Metazoa; Platyhelminthes; Trematoda; Strigeidida; Schistosomatidae.
AUGAACAGAACGGAUUAUGAAAAGAAGGCGAUUGAACACCUAUCUGAAGGACCAUACUUACUCAUUAAUGAGAAGAAGAAAUCCGCCAAAUUCAACAAAAUGAAACGAAAUAUAAACAGACUCUUUCAAGAAAUGAAACCUAAAAUUGGAAAUUCUCUCUGGUUAACACUAAAACCAAAUUCUCACAUAUCUUCAAGAUUCUACGGUCAACCAAAGAUACAUAAACCUACAGUUCCAUUAAGACCAGAAAUAGAUUUCACCAACUCACCGACAUACAACCUUUCUAAAUACUUACUCUCGAUACUACAACCACCACAGAAGGAUACUCAAAAUAUUGUAAGAAAUUCAUAUGAUUUCAAAUCCCAAAUAGAACACCGAGAAAUUGAUAAAGAAGACAUUAUGGUAAGCUAUGAUAUUAACUCAUUAUAUACGAGCGUCCCUAGUCUUGAUAACAUUUCAGGUCUACUAGAAUCAGAUACAACACUAACACAAAGAUGUCCACUGGACGGACACCAGUGAAAUAAUAAUUAAGAGCUUGAAAUUCUGUCUAGAAAGUAAUUAUUUUACAUUUCAAUAUCACGGAGUUUAUAUAGACAGACAAAUGGUGUUUUGCUAUGGAUUCACUAGUC